This is a messenger RNA of Babesia bovis T2Bo, 496 nucleotides long. RefSeq lists its product as uncharacterized. The record is from RefSeq and is a predicted model, not a curated record. The transcript has a single exon. Lineage: Eukaryota; Apicomplexa; Aconoidasida; Piroplasmida; Babesiidae. The coding region runs from base 71 to 466 and encodes 131 amino acids.
CUGUGCCAGUAUAUCUUGGAUCUACACUUGUAUCUCACUUUAUUCGUAUUGCUGGGUACUCUGUUAUGAUAUGAAUGACACGGCUCCGAGUGGCGAUGGUUCAUUGAAGGAGCCUUACGUAGUCGAGGAGUCUGUUGUACUGCUAGACUUCCCGGAGUUCCAGGCAACUUCACUCUUUGAUGAGGCUGAAUUCACUCAACAGUCAUUGGAUGAAUCAGCGGUUACCUAUAACAUCGAUAAUUGCGCGAUUAAUACUAUACGUCUUGAGGGUAUAAAUACCGAUUCGCCAUCCUGCGUAUUGCAGGGACAGCUACCACUUCAGGGGCGUCGUGUAACCACUGGAGUUACAUACUUCUGUUUUGACGUAACAGACAAAGAUACAUCGCAGGGAUACAGCUCUGGUAACCCAUACACGCGUCAAUAUUGGCAUACCACUGAGCAUAUUGAAUUCACUAGCAAGUUGUAAUGGCCGGUGGCCGUGCUAUGUACCCUUUAC